CCUUAUCUGGACACUGAAACAAAGGUGGCAAAGGUGUUUAUUUCAGAAUUCUAGAGAGAGAGACGGAGAUGGCGAAUGCAAAGGAGGAGACGGCGGCGGCGGAGAUGAAAACGGUGAACGGAGGGGAGGAGACGGCGGCGGAGGAGAAGUCAACAAUGAAGAUAUGGAUAGCUGUAGACGAGAGCGAUGGAAGUUUCCACGCCCUCCAAUGGGCUCUCGAACACCUCUUCCAUCACUCCCCCACCGCCGAUAAGGAUCCUCCGUUUUCCGUCACGGUGGUUCACGUUCAACCUCCCUUUCAACCUUCUUACACCGCCCUCCCUGUUGGCCCUAUUCUAUUUACAACGCCCGGGAUGAAGGAAUCGGUUUUGAAAGCAGAGGAAGAAAGUGGCGCCAAAGUUCUCGCUCGUGCUACAGAAUUGUGCGACGAACAUAAGAUAAAAGCAGAGUAUUUGGUAUUAAAGGGAAAGCCAAAGGAAAUAUUAGUGGAAGCUGUGGAGCAAAUGGAUGUCGAUCUUCUGGUUGUUGGCAGCAGAGGUCUUGGCCAUAUCAAAAGGGCCGUACUCGGAAGCAUUAGUGAUUAUUGUGCACAUCAUGCGAAAUGUCCCGUUCUAAUCGUUCGUCCCCAAAAGGCGUUGUCGAGCUAAUUCUCGUUGCUCCCUUUCCAAGGUGUCGUAUAAUCAUAAGUAAGUUAUGGCAAAGGCGGAACUUGAAGCCAUACGUUCAAUUGGUAUUUGUUAUGUUGUAAACCACUUAUUGUGUCGUGGUAGUAAAUGUGUGUAAUCGAGUAUAUGUUGUUGAACUAUGUAUCUUAAGCACCUGAGUCAUGUUCGGAACGUUUACGUUAUUGUAUAUUAUUCGUCUUUCAUGUGUAAAAACGCUUGGUAUCUUGUUUUUUCAUAAUUAAUUUGAUACCCAGAUAUCAGAUAUGAA
This is a messenger RNA of Cynara cardunculus var. scolymus (artichoke), 933 nucleotides long. RefSeq names its product universal stress protein in QAH/OAS sulfhydrylase 3'region-like. The coding region runs from base 69 to 647 and encodes 192 amino acids. Lineage: Eukaryota; Viridiplantae; Streptophyta; Magnoliopsida; Asterales; Asteraceae. The transcript is spliced from 4 exons. The record is from RefSeq and is a predicted model, not a curated record.